Molecule: messenger RNA, 1672 nt
Organism: Megalops cyprinoides (Indo-Pacific tarpon)
Lineage: Eukaryota; Metazoa; Chordata; Actinopteri; Elopiformes; Megalopidae
Gene: rrp9
Product: ribosomal RNA processing 9, U3 small nucleolar RNA binding protein
Exons: 15
Coding region: 129-1574 (481 amino acids)
Cellular component (GO): small-subunit processome
Molecular function (GO): protein binding; snoRNA binding
Source: RefSeq, a predicted model, not a curated record
ACGUGGGUAUGCAAGCCUGGCCUUAAUGCUUCGCACGAAUACCAUGCAUAGGUAGUGAUGUGAAAACGUGAGAGGUAUCCGGACAUAUUAUCCUAUACAACACGUGAGCAGUAGUAAUAUCGUUCACAAUGUCAUCUUUCUUUAUUAAAAAGAAGGGGAAUACCAACGUUUCCAAAACAGAUGAAAAAAGUGUGGGCACAAAAAGGAAGGUGGAUGGGGAUUCUGGGAGUAAAGGACGAGCGAAAAAGCUGAACUCUAGGUUGAAUGAAGAAAUAUCAAGCGACUCAGAACCGGAAAGUCCAGCAGUCAAUAAGAAAAGGAAAGGCAACGAAGAGGAAGAAUUUGAGGAAACUGCUCAAGAGAAGAAGCUCCGUUUGGCUAAACUGUACCUUGACCAGCUAAGAGAAGAAGAGGAAAAGAAGGCAGAAGACACUUUUGAGACAGACCUGAUCGCAGGACGACUUCAGGAGGAAGUGCUUGAGCAAAAAGGAAAACUUCAACGUUUGGUAGCAAAAGAUUUCCUGCCACCUGAUGCUGCUGAUGUGCGUUUGUUACGGGGCCACAAGCUUCCAGUCACGUGUCUGGUCAUCUCCCCUGAUGACAAGUACAUCUUCUCUGCUGCCAAGGACUGCUCCAUCAUCAAAUGGGGUGUGGAGAGUGGUAAAAAACUGCACACAAUUGCAGGAGGGAGGAAGGGAACGGAGGAUCGCCACGUGGGGCACACCGCUCAUAUCCUGUGCAUGGCGAUAUCAUCUGACGGCAAAUACCUGGCUACUGGAGACAUGAAUAAGUUGAUCAUGAUCUGGGAAGCAGCAACAUGUAAGCAUCUGUACAAGUUUACAGGACACAGAGGACCAGUGUCGGGUCUGUCAUUCAGGAAAGGCUCUCAUGACCUGUACAGCGCCUCACACGACCGCUCCAUCAAGGUCUGGAACGUUGACGAGAAUGCCUAUGUUGAGACACUGUUUGGCCAUCAGGACGUGAUCACGGGUUUGGACAGCCUGAGUCGGGAGCGCUGCGUGACGGCGGGGGGGCGGGACAGGACGGUGAGGGUGUGGAAGAUCGCCGAGGAGUCCCAGCUGGUGUUCAACGGUCACGAGGGUUCUAUUGACUGCAUUCAGCUCAUAAAUGAGGAGCACAUGAUAAGUGGAGCUGAUGACGGGUCUCUGGCCCUCUGGAGCGUCAACAAGAAAAAGCCCCUCAGCACGGUGAAGCAGGCCCACGGUUGCCAUGGCGACGGGGGCUUGGAGCAGCCCUACUGGAUCUCGGCGGUGGCGGCUCUGCAGAACACCGACACCGUGGCCUCAGGUGCUUCCAGCUGUUCCCAUAAUUCCAAGGUGCAGUUGUGGCGGUGUGGCGAGGGGUUCCGGGGUCUGCACCCCCUCUUUAGCGUCCCUGUGCCAGGUUUUGUGAACAGCCUCAAAUUCUCCAACUCUGGAAACUUCUUGGUGGCUGGAGUCGGGCAAGAGCACAGGCUCGGCAGAUGGUGGAGGAUCAAAGAAGCUAAGAAUGGCCUUUGCAUCAUUCCCCUAAAGAGACAGACUUCAGAACAGGAAGCCACAAACGGCCAGUAGUGUACCUUGGUGAAGUCUGGCCCGUGUGCAGUUUUGUAAAUUCCAUUCUGCAGCAUCACAUGCUAAAUUUAUACUUUUUGUUGAUUAAAAUAUUUUUA